GGCGCAGCGCGGGCCAAGAUGGCGGGCGGGGGCUGGUCGCGCUGGCUCGGGGCUGCGGCCGCCGCCGGGAGCCGCGGGCCCGGGGAGCGGCGGCUGCCGCUGCUCUGGCUGCUGCGGGGGCUCAGCCUCCCGCCGCCUCGGCCCGCCGCCUCCGCCGCCCGCCGCCUCCUGCCGCUGUGCGCCGGGCUCUGCGUCGUGGGGACGAAGCGCGUUGCCGCCGCCUCCUUCCACAGCAGCUCCGCGGCCCGCGCCAAGGAGGAUUAUUACCAGGUGCUGGGGGUGCCCCGCACCGCCAGCCAGAAGGAGAUCAAGAAGGCCUAUUACCAGCUGGCAAAGAAGUACCACCCUGACACAAAUAAGGAUGACCCUAAAGCUAAGGAGAAGUUCUCUCAGCUGGCAGAAGCCUAUGAGGUGCUCAGUGACGAGGUGAAGCGCAAGCAGUACGACGCCUACGGCACCGCCAGCUUCGAGGCGGGCGCGGGCGGCGCGGGCGCGGGGCGGCAGUACUGGAGCACUGGCCCUUCCAUUGAUCCCGAGGAGCUGUUCCGGAAAAUCUUCGGGGAAUUUUCGGGAUCCCCUUUCGGUGACUUUCAGAACGUCUUUGACCAGCCCCAGGAGUACAUCAUGGAGCUGACCUUCACCCAGGCUGCCAAAGGUGUCAACAAGGAGAUUGUGGUGAACAUCAGUGACUCCUGUGAGCGAUGCCACGGCAAGGGACACGAGCCUGGGACCAAAGCGCAGCGCUGCCACUACUGCAACGGCACCGGCAUGGAGACGAUAAACACGGGCCCGUUCGUCAUGCGCUCCACGUGCCGGCGCUGCGGCGGGCGCGGCUCCAUCAUCACCACUCCCUGCGUCCUGUGCCGAGGAACGGGGCAGACCAAGCAGAAGAAGACAGUGAUGGUUCCCGUGCCAGCUGGUGUUGAGGACGGGCAGACAGUUCGGAUGCCUGUGGGGAAGAAAGAGAUUUUCAUUACAUUCAGGGUUCAGAAGAGUUCUGUGUUCAGAAGAAAUGGAGCAGAUAUCCACUCAGACCUCCUCAUUUCCAUAGCACAGGCUGUUCUGGGAGGCACAGCCAGAUGUCAAGGCUUGUAUGAGACAAUCAACAUCACGAUACCUCCUGGUAUUCAGCCAGACCAGAAGAUCCGAAUGAGUGGGAAAGGCAUUCCCAAAGUUAACAGCUAUGGCUAUGGAGACCACUACAUUCACAUAAAGAUCAAAGUUCCUCAGAGGCUGACGGAUCGCCAGAGAGCCCUGAUGAUGAGCUACGCCGAGGACGAGGCCGACGUGGACGGGACGGUGAACGGGGUCACAAGCACAGCAUCAGGUGGCAGGGCCAAGGCUAGGCCUGACGCAGGGGAUAGGCCUGAGGCUGAGGAGAACAAGGAGGGAUUCCUUUCCAAACUUAAGAAAAUGUUUAGCUCCUGACACCCCAUCUGAGGGAAGCGUUCGACUGGAAGCUAAGAGCCAGCAACUCAUCAGGGAUGAAUCCUCCUGGCAGCAGGCUCUGGAGAGUGACCGAGGUCAGCCAGCAGCACAGUGAGAAUCCCAGCUGGAGAGGCUACAACCCACUGAGGCACCAGCAGUCAGCACCUGCCAUCCUGGGAGAGGGUAAUGAAGGGAAACGCCAGCUUUGUGGAAAUGCUGCUGUGGCUUGAGGUUGUUCCACAGUCCCUCCUGCUGCUGGAAGCUCAUUUGGUAAAAAUGUCAAGUUGAAAUCUCAUUUUAGAAUCCAAAACAGUGGGAAUGUGAAAUCAAACUUGACCUUCCAGCACAGAGUGGUGCAGCUGGUGGAGCCCAAGAUGGCUGCUGCUCACUCAGGUGCCCUCCUGAAUGCUAGAUCUGCUUGGUGAGUGUGUCACCCCCAGCUUCUCCCAGAGACUUGGUGGGGCAGUGAGUUUUAACCCUGCCUUCAUGGCAGCCCUCCUGGCUGUCCCACACAUCUCCAAGUGGGAAGUCUCCCUGUGGCUGGGACUGCUCAGAGCCCAGCUGCCCUGGGGUUUCUUAGUCCUGCUGAUUUCCUGCACCAAGAGCAGUGAUGGAGUCUGCACUUUGCCUCAGGUUUCCCUCCCCACAUUAACUACAGUUACAACACAAAUGCUGUGCUUCUGAAGGGGUACAAGGUAACCACCCAGCUCUUUCUCAGUUGGGGGACAAAGUCUUUUAUUACAUUAGUGCAACACCUGUAGCAUAAAGGAAUGGUCAGAGUGUCUUUGCUCUACACCUGUGAGAACACAAGUGCAGUGGCUCUCCUGCCAGCUGGAGUUGAGCUCUUGCAGUGAGUGUUCCAUGGUUCCUGUUGCUGCUGGUGGUAGUUCCACCCUGCAGGCUCUGCCAGCCCACAGACUGACUGACCAGCUGAACAAGGACAUGUCCUAGUCUUGCCCUCCUUAAUUUGCUGAAAUAAAAGCACUCGUUGCCUCCUGA
Apus apus (common swift) is the source of this 2427-nucleotide messenger RNA. RefSeq names its product DnaJ heat shock protein family (Hsp40) member A3 (gene DNAJA3). NCBI's taxonomy places the organism in Eukaryota, Metazoa, Chordata, Aves, Apodiformes, Apodidae. The coding region runs from base 19 to 1428 and encodes 469 amino acids. Gene Ontology annotation, molecular function: ATP binding; protein kinase binding; heat shock protein binding. The record is from RefSeq and is a predicted model, not a curated record. Gene Ontology annotation, biological process: mitochondrion organization; protein folding; negative regulation of apoptotic process. Gene Ontology annotation, cellular component: mitochondrion. The transcript is spliced from 12 exons.